CACCGCAAAGCUUUCCUUUCUUUCGUCUGUGCUGCGAGAAAAUGCACAGGCAGAAAGAUGGGAACCUCUGCCACAGAAAUAACAAUGCCGUCCUUCUCAGCUUCAUCUGCGUUUCCGUGUUCCUCCUGGCCCCUCCCGCCACGCGCCGGAGCUACGCCGCCGUGGACGUCAAUAAUCCGGAGGAGGUGCGGCUCCUGACGCAUAACGUCUCUAACCAGUUGAAGAAUUUCACCGCCUUGUUCGGCAAUAAAGUUGCCGAAGAAUUGGGCUUCUGCAUCUACGAUGUGGAGGCUGAGUGGAAAAGGGCUUUUGAUUUCAGUGACAAAGAGUUUUUGUCCAACUGCGUCAAGAGAACAAAAGGGGAUAUGAUGCAGCGCUUGUGUACAGCUUCAGAAAUUCAGUUUUAUGCAGCUAAUAUAAUGAUGGGUGCUCUGGCAAGAAAGAGUACCAACUUUGUGACACUUAACAAGAACUGUAAUUUAUCAUCUUGGGGUGCUGGUUGUGACCCAGGAUGGGCUUGUGGCGUUGGAAAAAAUGUAUCUGUUGAUCUUAAAAAUAUAAAGGAAAUCCCAGCGAGAACUGAUGAUUGUCAACCAUGUUGUGAAGGCUUCUUUUGUCCUCAUGGUCUCACCUGCAUGUUACCCUGCCCAUUAGGCUCUUAUUGCCCUGUAGCAAAACUCAAUGAAGCUACAGCAGGAUGUGAUCCGUAUAAUUAUCAAGUGCAACCUAGUAAUAGUAAUCAAACGUGCGGUGGAGCAGAUAUGUGGGCUGAUAUUAUUACUGGCAACGAUCUAUUCUGCCCUGCAGGAUCUUACUGUCCAUCUACUAUCCGUAAAUUUCCCUGUGAUAGCGGACAUUACUGCAGAACUGGCUCAACAACCCAAUCAAAAUGUUACCGGUUGGCUACUUGUGACCCCCAAACAGAAAAUCAAAACAUUACGGCGUAUGGUGCCCUUUUUGUUGCUGGAAUCAUGCUCAUACUUCUUGUUAUAUACAGUUGCUCAGACCGAGUUCUGAGCACUAGAGAGAAAAGGCAAGCAAAGUCCAGAGAAGCUGCUGUGAAAACUGUUCGGGAAACAGUACAAGCACAAACAUGGAAAGCUACAAAGGAUAUUGCUAAAAAGCAUGCAACUGGACUUCAGACACAGUUAUCACGGACAUUUUCCCGUAAAAAGUCAGUGAGGGAGGAGACGAAUAGUAUAGGCCAAGCUAGUCCUGUAAUGGAUGUUUCCUUCUUAUCUUCCCCUUCUGAAGAGAACUCUGAGAGUUAUGAUGAUUUCAACGACAUUGAGAUCGAAAACAAAAAUUUGAAGAAGAAACCUACUAAGACUAAGCACAUGCAUACUCGCAGUGAAAUGUUUAGAUAUGCUUAUGGUGAAAUUGAGAAAGAAAAAGCACGUCAGGAGAAUAGCCCAAAUCUGAGCUACUCUGGUGUCAUCUCAUUGGCAUCUGAUACUAAAGUUAUCACCAGACCUCCUAUUGAGGUUGUUUUUAAAGAUCUGACACUUAGUUUAACCGGUAAAAAGAAGCAUCUGUUGAGGUGUGUAUCGGGGAAAUUAUCGCCUGGUCGUGUUUCUGCUGUCAUGGGUCCAUCCGGGGCUGGAAAGACAACAUUCCUCUCUGCUUUGACUGGAAAAGCCACAGCAUGUACCAUGAGUGGUGUGAUUCUUAUAAAUGGCAAGGCUGAAACAGUGCAGUCAUACAAGAAAAUUAUUGGCUUUGUCCCACAAGAUGAUAUUGUGCAUGGAAACUUGACUGUGGAAGAAAAUCUCUGGUUUAGCGCUAUAUGCAGGUUGCCAGCAAAACUUGUAAAAGCAGAAAAGGUUUUAGUUGUAGAACGAGUAAUUGAAUCCCUGGGAUUGCAAAAUGUGAGAGAUUCCCUUGUGGGUACUGUGGAGAAAAGGGGAAUAUCUGGUGGUCAAAGGAAGCGAGUAAAUGUUGGGCUGGAAAUGGUAAUGGAACCUUCAUUAUUGAUCUUAGAUGAACCCACCUCUGGUUUGGACAGCUCUUCUUCUCAGUUAUUACUUAAAGCACUUCGCCGUGAGGCUCUUGAAGGAGUAAAUAUAUGCAUGGUGCUUCACCAACCAAGCUACACAUUGUUCAAUAUGUUCGAUGAUUUUAUACUUCUUGCCAAGGGUGGUCUUGUCGUAUACCAUGGACCAGUGAAGAAAGUUGAAGAAUAUUUUGCAGGGCUUGGGAUUCAUGUCCCCGAGCGUGUUAAUCCCCCUGAUUUUUUCAUUGACAUUUUGGAGGGAAUUGAAAAACUGAGCCCAGAUAUAGGAUUUAACUACAAGGAUCUUCCUCUAAAAUGGAUGCUUCAUAACGGUUAUACUGUGCCACCAGACAUGCUAAGCCCUGUUGGGUUAGCAGCAGCGAAUGGCGAAAGUCCAGGUCAUGAAUCAAAUCCUGCAUCUGAGGAGCCUGAUGGACCUCUGUUUGCAAACCUGUGGGAGGAUCUCAAAUCUAAUGUGGAACAGAAGAGGGACCAAGUGAAGCAUUACUUCUUGACCUUAAAGGACUCGUCCAAUAGGAAUACUCCAGGUUUAUUGGUACAGUAUAAGUACUUUCUUGGAAGGAUUGGCAAGCAGCGAUUGCGAGAAGCUAGGGUACAGGCAGUAGAUUACCUUAUUCUAUUACUUGCUGGAAUUUGUUUAGGAACACUUGCUAAAGUGAGUGAUGAAAGCUUUGGGUCCAUGGGAUAUCUUUACACUGUCAUUGCAGUCUCUCUACUUAGCAAGAUUGCAGCUCUCAGAUCAUUUUCUCUGGAUAAAUUACACUACUGGAGAGAGAGUGCUUCUGGCAUGAGCAGCUUGGCUUAUUUCAUGGCAAAGGAUACAAUUGAUCAGUUAAAUAUCAUUAUAAAGCCAGCAGUUUAUCUAUCAAUGUUCUAUUUCUUCAACAAUCCAAGAUCCUCGAUUCUGGAUAACUACAUUGUCCUGUUUUGUCUCAUAUACUCAGCUACUGGAAUAGCCUAUGUGCUUGCCAUCUGUUUUGAACCUGGACAAGCUCAGCUGUGGUCAGUUUUGCUUCCAGUUGUCUUGACUCUAGUUGCAAACCAGAAAAGUGACUCAUUUCUGGCAGGAAUAGGAGAUUUUUGCUAUACUAAAUGGACUUUGGAAGCAUUUUUGAUAGCAAAUGCUAGAAGGUACUCUGGAGUGUGGCUGAUCACAAGAUGUGGAGUCCUAAAACAAAGAGGUUUCGCUCUUUUAGAUUGGUAUUCUUGCCUGGGUUGCCUCAUUCUAACAGGCAUACUCAGUCGCAUUAUAGCCUUCUUCUGCUUAAUCACUUUCCAGAGUAAAUGAGAGUCCAUGGAAGAAUUAUCAUCUGCCAAAAAUGGCUGAUGUCAUUGAAGUUUGACGUAGCAUGCUCAAGUAAACUGGUUUGCUGUCAUAGUGUUCCUUCCAGCACCAGUCCAGUGAUACCUGGUUCUGGUAUUCUCAUGAU
Molecule: messenger RNA, 3444 nt
Organism: Ipomoea nil (Japanese morning glory)
Lineage: Eukaryota; Viridiplantae; Streptophyta; Magnoliopsida; Solanales; Convolvulaceae
Product: ABC transporter G family member 28-like
Exons: 14
Coding region: 42-3302 (1086 amino acids)
Molecular function (GO): ABC-type transporter activity; ATP binding; ATP hydrolysis activity
Source: RefSeq, a predicted model, not a curated record